Ananas comosus (pineapple) is the source of this 3709-nucleotide messenger RNA. RefSeq names its product E3 ubiquitin-protein ligase UPL6. The transcript is spliced from 27 exons. Lineage: Eukaryota; Viridiplantae; Streptophyta; Magnoliopsida; Poales; Bromeliaceae. The record is from RefSeq and is a predicted model, not a curated record. Bases 195 to 3263 code for a protein of 1022 amino acids. Gene Ontology annotation, biological process: protein polyubiquitination; ubiquitin-dependent protein catabolic process. Gene Ontology annotation, molecular function: ubiquitin protein ligase activity.
GAACCUCUCCCCAACUUUUUCUUUUUCUUUUUCUUUUUCUUUGAGCUUUUUUUUUUAAUUUUCCCAUCAAAACCCUCCCCCGUCGACCAUCGCACCAUCGACUCGCGCUCUCCCUCUCCCUCUCUCUCGAUCGAGCGAGCGAUCUCCACUUCGAUCAAAAGAAGAGCCCCCGAUCUCCUCCCGAAUCCGAGGGGAUGUUCUUCAAUGGCGACGCGUCGGCGCGGCGGCGCGUGGACCUCGGCGGCCGGAGCUCGAAGGAGCGGGACCGGCAGAUGCUGCUGGAGCAGCGGCGGCUGGGGCUCAAGCAGCAGACCUCGGCCGCCAUUAAGAUUCAGAAAUGCUUCAGAGGGAGGAAGGUUGUUGAAAUAGCACGAUUUAAUGUGCGGCAGCAGUUUUUUCUUACUUUUGGGGAUCAGUGCCAACGAGUAGAUUUGAAUUGCUUUCGCCCCAAUUCAGAGUUUCUUCGCCAAUUGCUCUUCUUCUUUAAUGGGAAGAACGGCAAUGAUGUUUCUAUCCUUUUAGAGGCAUGCAAAUUGCUUUUACAGUAUGUUUGGCAUAAUGGAGAUAUUGUAAGCCUUUUUGCUGGUGAAGAUUACUCCUUGAAAAGAUCUUUUGUAGAGCAUAGGAUAAAAAAACUUGCAUAUAUUUGUGUACAAGCAGUCUAUCAGAAUAGGAAUCAGUGGAAGAAUCAACUUUUGAUGCCAUCCAAGAAUUCCAGUAUGCCUGCAGUCAUUCUACUAGAAACUUUGGCAUGCUUAAUAAAUCCUGAACUUCCGUGGGUCUGUGAAGUUGUGGGUUAUCUGCAGCAAAAAAAUGUUUUUUCUUUGUUACGUGGCAUAGUUCUUGCUGGCUUGAAAAAUGUGAGUGCUCCGGAGCCUGAUGGUAGCUUAUCUUCCUUGGAGCAUGUUGUAGCCCUUGUUGCUUCACAUAUUAGUCACCAGCCAAGUUAUUGUUCAACAGUAGAUCCCAAGUGGAGUUUCUUCUCACAAUUUCUUUCCAUUCCUUUUAUGUGGCAUCACCUGCCAUACUUCAAGGAGAUUUUCUCAGUAAAGGGACUUGGCAAACAUUAUGUUCAUCAGACGGCAUUAUGUUUGCCAAGUAAUCACAAUGUCCUUCCCAGUGAUGUAUCGCCGGAAUAUCCAGGCUAUGCCUGCAUACUUGGAAAUUUACUUGAAGCUGCCGCUUUUGUUUUGUCUGAUCCAAAACUUGCUUCUGAUACAGCUCUAGACUUUAUUACUGUUUCGACAUUCUUGUUGGACACAUUGCCAACAGUGACAUCAUCAGCAAAACAAUACCCAGCUGAGGAUGAUGAAUUCAUGGACGAGGGGGUUAAAAGCUCUCUUGCUGUCGACUUAGAAAGGCAGAUAUGCAAUGCAAUAGACUCGCGUCUUUUGCAACAUUUGGUGAAUCUUCUAUUUCAAGGCACAUUAUCCACUAGCUAUAGUGGACCGUCUGAUGAAGAGGUGGAAGCUGUAGGAUCAAUUUGCACUUUCCUACACGUGGUAUUCAGUACAUUGCCUCCCGAGCUCAUCAUGACUGGACUAGCUUACCGGACUGAGCUUGUUCCCGCCCUUUGGAAUUUCAUUAAGAAAUGCCAUGAGAAUCAAAGAUGGCCAUUCUGUUCCAAGCUCAUGACGAAUUUACCCAGCGAUGCUCCAAAUUGGCUGUUGCCUCUGUCUGUCUUUUCUCCUGUAUAUAAGCAUAUCUUGAUGAUUGUUGAUAAUGAAGAGUUCUAUGAGCAGGAGAAACCACUUUCAUUAAAUGAUAUUAGGUCCUUAGUUAUCAUUCUAAAGCAGGCCCUAUGGCAACUUCUAUGGACAAUUCCUGCACAUAACCCUUCGACUCAGAAAGCAUCGACCAUCCCUUCGAGGAUUAAGAAACUUUCGGUGGAAAAUAUCAAAAGCAGAGCUAGGAUUGUUAUGUCUGAACUUCUGGCACAGUUGCAAGACUGGAACAACAGAAGGUCAUUCACAUCCGCCAGUGACUUCUAUUCUCAAGAAGCAACGAAUGAAAACUUCAUCUCACAGGCAAUACUUGGAAACACUCGGGCAUCUGAUAUAUUAAAACUCGCUCCCUUUCUUGUGCCGUUUACUAGCAGAGUCAGAAUAUUCACUUCACAGUUGGCUGCUUCUAAACAAAGAACUGGAUCCCAUCCCAUAUUAACAAGGCACCGUUUCAAAAUAAGAAGAAAUCGGAUUGUUGAAGAUGCUUUCAACUCCCUGAGCGGAUUGUCAGAGGAAGAUCUUCGAGCAUCAAUCCGUGUAUCUUUUGUUAAUGAACUGGGAGUAGAGGAGGUUGGAAUUGAUGGGGGUGGAAUCUUCAAAGAUUUUAUGGAGAACAUUAUUCAAGCUGCUUUUGAUGUACAGUACGGGCUUUUUAAGGAAACAGCCGAUCAUCUUUUGUAUCCAAACCCUGGAUCAGGAUUAACUCAUGAACAACAUCUACAACUUUUCCAUUUUCUUGGAACCCUCCUUGGAAAGGCAAUGUAUGAAGGAAUACUUGUUGAUAUUCCAUUUGCAACAUUCUUCCUAAGCAAAUUGAAAGAAAAACACAACUAUUUGCAUGACUUGCCUUCGUUAGACCCAGAGUUGUAUCGGCAUCUGCUAUUUUUGAAGCACUAUCAAGGUGAUAUUUCGGAACUAGAACUGUAUUUUGUUAUUGUAAACAAUGAGUAUGGAGAACAAACAGAAGAGGAACUAGUACCUGGUGGGAGAGAUUUGCGUGUUACCAAUGAAAAUGUUAUUACCUUUAUUCAUCUCAUCUCCAAUCAUCGUUUGAACUAUCAGAUCCGCCAUCAAAGUUUACAUUUCUUGCGAGGAUUUCAACAACUUAUCGAGAAAGAAUGGAUUGAUAUGUUCAAUGAGAAUGAACUUCAGCUUCUUAUAUCUGGUUCACUGGAAAGCAUGGACGUUGAUGACCUUCGCUCCAAUACUAAAUAUGCCGGCGGCUAUCAUCCAGAUCACCAUGUUAUUGAGAUGUUCUGGGAGGUUGUUAAGAGCUUCUCUCUGGAGCACCAGAAGAAAUUUUUAAAGUUUGUAACCGGAUGCUCUCGAGGACCUCUUCUCGGUUUCAAGUAUAUCGAACCGAAUUUCUGCAUACAGAGGGCUGGUUCUUUUGAUGCCGCAGAAGAGGAUCUCGACCGUCUUCCCACUUCAGCAACUUGCAUGAACCUACUUAAGCUCCCGCCCUACAGAAGUAAGGAGCAGCUGCGGACCAAAUUGCUGUAUGCGAUAAACGCAGAAGCUGGUUUCGACCUAAGUUAAAGGGCCGCCGUCCAUAUAUUUACACGGCUAAGAUGUCCGUCUGUAUGAUACAAGUCAAAAUUAAUCCGGAAGAAGCAAUAUCAUUGUGCUCGAACACACGAGUGUCGUCGUCGACGGUUAUCACAAAUUUAGGAAAAAGUCGGUGGCGAAACACAAUCCCAACUCCUAAAGCUCCGACAGAAGGAGAAAUAAAGCAGGGGGAGGAUGGUUUGGGGUGUACAUAACCACAGACGCCACCCGUGUAAUUCUACCAUACAGGUGUACAGAUGUGUGGGCUCUUUCUCCUUUUCUUUUCUUUUCUUUUUUUUUUUUUUAAUUUCUCCCUUUUUUUUUUGUUUAUUUGUAAUAUUGAACGCGCUUCUGCAUGACAAAGGUUAGUUAAUUGGUCUAAAUGUAAACGUGUAUAAUUUUGUCGGCAAUAAUUUUAGGGUAUCUUUCAUGUUUUA